Messenger RNA from Suillus clintonianus, 540 nucleotides. RefSeq lists its product as uncharacterized. The transcript has 3 exons. The coding region runs from base 1 to 540 and encodes 179 amino acids. NCBI's taxonomy places the organism in Eukaryota, Fungi, Basidiomycota, Agaricomycetes, Boletales, Suillaceae. The record is from RefSeq and is a predicted model, not a curated record.
AUGGUAGUCGAGACUCAGUACUCAAUACCCGAUACUCGAAACUCAGGAGUUGGUACUCGAUCCAAGGGAGUCGGUAAUCCGGUACCCAAUACAAGGGAGUCGAGACUCAGUACAAGGGAGUUGGUCCUCAGUACAAGGGAGUCGGUACUUGAUCCAAGGGAGUUGGUACUCGGUACAAGGGAGUCGGUAAUCUGGUACACGAUACAAGGGAGUCAGUACUUGAUCCCAGGGAGUCGGUACUGGAUCCCCGGGAGUCGGUACUCAAUACAAGGAGUUGGUACUCGAUCCAAGGGAGUCGGUACUCCGGUACCUGAUACAAGGGAGUUGAGACUCAAUGCAUGGGAGUCAGUACUUGAUCCAAGGGAGUCAGUAAUCCGGUACCCGAUACAAGGGAGUCGGUACUUGAUCCCAGGGAGUCGGUACUGGAUCCCCCGGGAGUUGGUACUCAAUACAAGUGAGUCGGAACUCGGUACAAGGGAGUCAGUACUCGAUCCAAGGGAGUCGGUAAUUGUUAAGACCGUGCUCAAAGGGCGGAUCUGA